CGGAUUUCUCUAGCCUGUCACCUGCGAAUUCAGGUCUGAUUCCCAGCAGUCAAGUCCCUGGAAAUUUUGCUUUGUGCAUUUAAUCAUCGAAGACCUCAGGAUCCUUGCAGACGCGAAUAACAGUAAAUUUUCGAUCGAUCAACAGGUGUUUAUUUACCUUUGAAGCUUUCGGUUUCUCUGUCCAAACUUUGUCCCGCAAAUGCCACAUCGCGUAGUUGCAGUUAUCACCUGUGAUUGUAACAAACUCCCGGUGCAACCGAGAUCCAUUAGUGGUUUGGUGCCUGGGUAACUUACCUAGUCGAAGAAUCCCGACCGAGAAAUUACCUGACCAAGACCCAAGCGUCGUCACGACUCCGCCAAACAAAUCUUGCGUCCAAUUCUGACUUCCGUCAUCCAUAUGAUGCACCAGAAAGGAUUCCGUUGCGCAUCGCCUCGAUUCCCCGCAGCGAUCAACAUGACAGACGGGCUGCACUCGGCAACAAUAUCAAGAAUACCUGCUUCGGCGUAUCACCAUGCUACAUAGCUAUCCAUAUGAUUCAUUCGAGGUGUCUACAAUGAAAACUAAGCGUGAUACUGCCUAAAUUGACCACUCACCACAGGAAUGAAGAACUUCCUUGGCCCGCGGUGAAACAACAAGUGUUGAUCCAGUCAUUGUAUGCCCACCCGAGACUGAGACACCAUGGCAAGCGUUGCUAUCACGAUAGUAGGUGGAAUGUGUUGCUCCCCUACAACCCGAGGACCGUCACAAAAGAUAUAUCAUGGCAACCUGUCAGCCAGUAAUGGACUGGAGAGCAUCACGCAUUGUUUAUUCGGUUCUUUUCCACCACCAAGUCGACACAAUGAUUCGAUUAUACAUUCUUCUCUGCCUUCUACCAUACCUCUUCCUUACCACCCCAUUCACCCAUGCGGCCCUACUCCCUCGUCUCCAAGGUUCAAAAGCUUCAUUCAAACUGCCAGGCGUAGUCUUCAGUGAACCAGUGGCUCGAUCUUUCAAGGUGGUACCUUUCAAGGAGCUUCCUGGGGAAUCACACCAUGGUCAUGGACUUCACCACACUCUCGGCCUUGUGAAGCGAUUGGUUGAAGACCAGGGCGAUAUGGUCGAGGUUACCGAGGAAGCCCUCCAGGAACUUUUGGAUCAGAUCAACAAACUCCAUGAGCAGGUGAACAACAUGAUGCCAGCUGGUGCGACGGACAAACAGCCUACUCUGGGGGCAGGCGCUUCGUCGGGGGGCCAGUCUGGCCAAUCUGAUCAAUUACUUGCAGGUUCUUCUAAUGAGUCUACUGGUAGCGAACAGUCCGAAGAGCCUGCUCCCUCUGGCAAAGCUGGUGUUCCCCAACCGGGCGUUGCUUCGGGUCCAUCAGAAGCUCCUGUAGUUUCGGACCCAUCUCUACGAUCCCCGUUGCCGUCACAGGCGGACGCAGCCACGAUUGUCGAGCCUCAGGCUCCAGGCGCUUCAGCUCAACUAGAUGCAUCGCAGAUAGAUACCGACAGGCAAGCAAAGACUGACCUGACGCAGCCUGCUGCAAAUCCCACCCAGGCAGCAAAGGGCGAAUCUACUGAUCCGUCUAGCGAGCCUGAGGCUGAAAAACUGCCUGGCAACAGCGCUGUCGUGACCCUUCCUAAGGUUGCAAGUGCUUCUGGAAAGGGGAACAUCAUGGAAUCAGGCGGUAGUCCCAAGAAUGCUGUUGCUCAACCGACUGGCGAGCUUCAGGCUUCGACGGGAAGACAACCUAGCACAGCGCAAGAUGUCAAACCGACAGAGAAUGGAAAGGCCAAAGAUCCUAGUAUCUCAUCUGUCAAGGAGGUUACUGGGGCCACUAGUACUACGCCCGGGGUUGCAUUUGUCGAGAAUCCCGAUGCCAUUGCCCAGACGGUCACGACCAAUGUCAGCUCUGGCGGGCAGACUAGUACUUCAGCAACGAAGGAAACUCAGAGACCAUCCGGUGCCAAAGAUGAUGAGUGUGUUGACGAAGUAAGUGAUCUGCCCCUCAUACGUCGAAAACCUAACUGCACACCAGGUAGUAGGAUCGAAUCCGCGAGCGAGCCAGCACAAGAUACCACGAUAACAGUUGUCCUCGUACCUACUCCAGAGGCAGAUCCUUCCAAAGCCUCUGCAGCGGAAGCCGGGACACAGAUAACAGAAGACUCUCCUGCAACUGCAAAGGCCGAGGGAGCGGCCCCAGCGUUAGAGACAGAAGCCACCUUCACCCCAGACAUCAAGGCUGGAGACUCUCAGCAGCUCGCAGCACCAACCCUACUCCUAAAUCCGUCUUCUGUUUCUAGACCUGGGCCAACAGCGUUAAGCCUCAGAACUCUCGUGUUCACAUCUGUCCUUACAAGGUCUUCAACCAUCCUCGUAACUACUGUACGCACAGAGUUUGUUAAUGCAAAUCAACCCACUGCAUCAUUGAAUGCCCCCGGCCAUGUUUUCAAAGAAGACGAAGACGCAGACACGAAUGCAGCAUUCAACAAGGAUGGAAAGCUUGCUUUGGAAGGGAGUGUCAAUGAGGGAAGCACACCAGAAACUGUUAAAGGAACUCCUCUCGCGUUAGAGACUACAGCCAUUCUGACCACAACCACGACCACCAUUAGUUUGAGCCAUGCUGAUGUCUUGACAACCCCUGAACCCAGCCAAGAGCCUCUGCCUCUUUCUUCACUAUCGUCUCAAGAUGCUGUAAGCAUCAACGGGACAUUCCAUGCAACACCAAACAGUGGAUUCAGAACAAUUCCGAGGUCGUCAGCUAGUCUGUCAGAGAGAGCAUAGACGCGGAUAUGCAUGACUUGCUCAGGAGUUAAGCGCCUUAAUGAUGUUUUGGUUUGGUUGUUUUAGAAUGAUCACUAUGAAUUUAUGUUGGAUUCCCCCCCUUUUAGCACGCUUGUCAUCCAAAUGAGAAUUAAUUCCUGUUUACCCUCAGAACCGUGCCAUUGAAAAGCAAUAGCACGUAACUGUCAAUAGUCCUGCGAAUACUACACCCUAUCAACUUUUGAAACUCUACAAAGCCUUAUCCCGAGCCAAGGGUAAGCAAGCUGUAGUUGAAUGUAUACAUUCUCACUAAUGAUACGGAUUGUCAUUAGCGGUAAUAAAAAAAAGUAUGAGAA
Fusarium verticillioides 7600 is the source of this 3100-nucleotide messenger RNA. RefSeq lists its product as hypothetical. NCBI's taxonomy places the organism in Eukaryota, Fungi, Ascomycota, Sordariomycetes, Hypocreales, Nectriaceae. Bases 759 to 2765 code for a protein of 668 amino acids. The record is from RefSeq and is a predicted model, not a curated record. The transcript has 2 exons.